This is a messenger RNA of Peromyscus leucopus (white-footed mouse), 402 nucleotides long. Its product is annotated as reactive oxygen species modulator 1-like. The record is from RefSeq and is a predicted model, not a curated record. Gene Ontology annotation, cellular component: TIM23 mitochondrial import inner membrane translocase complex. Gene Ontology annotation, biological process: protein import into mitochondrial matrix; protein insertion into mitochondrial inner membrane. The transcript is spliced from 2 exons. Bases 1 to 381 code for a protein of 126 amino acids. NCBI's taxonomy places the organism in Eukaryota, Metazoa, Chordata, Mammalia, Rodentia, Cricetidae.
AUGCCUAAUGCAUCGAAUUCAACACUGCCUGAUAUCAUUACUGUGCAGAUUCUUGCCCUAGCUGCAACUAAACUUUGCAAAUAUUUUCUUGCUGCAUUUGGGGGCUAUGUUUUGAUACCCAGCGAACGUGGCAGCGAACGAGAUGCCGUGACCGUGGGUCCCUACGGGCAGUCCCAGCCCAGCUGCUUCGACCGUGUCAAGAUGGGCUUUGUCAUGGGGUGCGCCGUGGGCAUGGCGGCCUGGGCGCUGUUCGGCACCUUCUCCUGUCUCAGGAUCGGAAUGCGAGGUCGAGAGCUGAUGGGUGGCAUUGGGAAAACCAUGAUGCAGAGUGGCGGCACCUUUGGUACAUUCAUGGCCAUUGGAAUGGGCAUAAGAUGCUAAUCAGGGCAGUGAUUGCCUGCA